AUGUUGACGAGUUCGAAUCCGGCAGAAGGGCGAUAUAAAAUGGCCUUCGGCGCUCAAUUCCCGACGGCCCAGCAGACUGAUAUCGUUGCGCAACAUAAUAGUUUUCGAUCCACGCUAGCGAAGGGGCAGUAUAAGGCCAAAUCUGGGGCUGUUUUUGCGGCUGCAACGAAUAUGCAAAGGAUGAUCUGGAACUCCUCCCUAGCCGCUGCCUCUUCAGCAUAUGCCGAUACGUGCCCGGGGCUUGUCCAUUCUCGAGCUGAAGGCGUUGGCGAAAACCUGUAUAUUAUUUGGGGCGGAAAACUGGAUGGUUUGGGUAAACAAGCGAGCAACAGCUGGGCCGACGAGUUCAGCCAGUACGGGCCGAUGAAUUAUGAAUUUACAUACCAGACCGGCCAUGCUACGCAGAUGGCCUGGGCUGACACGGCUACAGUAGGGUGCGGUUACGCUUUUUGCCAAAGGGACAAAUCGUAUUUUGUAGUGUGCCGGUAUUUCAAGCAGGGCAAUUGGAUGGGCGAAAAAGCGUACGACCAAGGAACAACCUGCUCGAAAUGCCCCUCAAAAUCCAGCUGCAACAAUACGGAUGGACUUUGUGGA
Messenger RNA from Mesorhabditis spiculigera, 594 nucleotides. The record is from the annotation of a GenBank genome assembly. NCBI's taxonomy places the organism in Eukaryota, Metazoa, Nematoda, Chromadorea, Rhabditida, Rhabditidae.